This is a messenger RNA of Schizophyllum commune H4-8, 990 nucleotides long. RefSeq lists its product as uncharacterized. The transcript has a single exon. The record is from RefSeq and is a predicted model, not a curated record. NCBI's taxonomy places the organism in Eukaryota, Fungi, Basidiomycota, Agaricomycetes, Agaricales, Schizophyllaceae. The coding region runs from base 126 to 740 and encodes 204 amino acids.
CGAAGUCGUGAACGUUCAGAGCAGAGUUCGGAUCGAUCGGCCCGCAGAGCGUAAGCGCCGAUCAUGGGUCGGCGCUCUUCCCCCGUCCUCUCACUGCACUUCGAGAGCUGCCUGUGCAGAGCCCGAUGCGAGAGCCUGAUAGAGCAGGUAGCAAUAACCCCAACGACAGGACUAUACACUGCAACAAUAUUGCGACGACUUGUCGGCAAUGGACCUUGCAGCAAAAGCCUCAGGUUCGGUGCCACAAAUUAAGGACAGGUUCAGGAUCUCGGACUCCUCGUCUUCAACUGACACAACACAUACCUCUUGCGUUCCGGAGUCGACUGCGCUUGAAGGAGUCGAGAGGGUGUUCAGAUGAAGAGACCAGUCGAGGCGAGCGCAUAGUAUGCUAUUGCUGCUAUCUGUGCCACAUGAAGUCCUCCCUAGCCACGGUCGGCACGGUGACACGGCUGCACAAAAAGAGGAAAGUCCCGCCCCGACGCGAGGGGCGACAUCGCCCCUCUUCCCCACGGCAAAGUCCAGAGCUGACUUCGGAGCGCCGCCGGAUGCGCACGGCGAAGAGGUAUCUUAUCUCCAGAGAUAUUGACUGCAGUCUUGCGGUGCGCCAUGUCUAUUCUCUCCUGGACGUCAUGGCGAUCCUGAAGGCCAAGGGAUCGUCAGGGGAUAGAAACGCGUACGUAGCUUAUCAGUGCGCUCCUUCGCUCUAUAUUUUGUAUGGUUCUGGAGGGGAAGGACGUUAAGCGCCCGACCUUCGACAGGAGUUGCACUGUGGCCGAUAGCGCCGAAGUUAGGCGCCAAGAGGUCGGACGGUGUGUCUCUGUUCCAUGGCGUUGUGCCUAGGGAUAUCGCAGAGACGGGCAGGGACGGAGCUUUGGACAGGAAAGCUGACAGCAGAGGCUUCCAGUGCAGUCGCGACUGGGCGGGGGAGAGCAAGGGGAGACGAUCGUGCGGGGCAGGUGACCAGUCACGAGGUCAGCGGUUGACUUUGAU